CUUCCAUGUGUCCUGCGUGUUUGCUUGUUUACCUCCUGUUGGCGCAAUGUCAACAGAGGCAUGUUAUAAAUCCAAAGUCAAAGAAUUUAGAAUGGCAAAAAAGCUGUUGCUUUUAGAUCUUGACUGUGGGGUGGACGAUGCCCAAGCAAUGAUGAUGGCUCUUGCAGCUUCAAAUGUGCACAUCCUGGGUAUAACAUGUACUCAUGGAAACACAAGAAUUGAAAAUGUGUGCAAAAAUGUACUUCGAGUCCUGCAGGUUUGCCAGAGAACAGAGAUUCCAGUGUUCCGAGGUGCAGGUGCCUCUCUCCUAGGACAUCAGUUAAAUGCGGAUCAUUAUCAUGGAAAGGAUGGUCUGGGUGAUGUUCCAGAUCCUAAUGCUCCAGGGUUGGAACACAUACAAGCUGAACAUGCAGUGAAUGCCAUGAUAAGAAUAGCCACUGAACAUGUUGGUGAGGUCUCUCUUGUGGCUAUUGGCCCCCUCACCAAUGUUGCCCUGGCAUUUAAAAUGGAUCCCACUUUUCCAGCAAAGUUGAGACAUCUAUACAUCAUGGGAGGAAACAUGGAAAGCAGGGGCAAUGUAACAAUGUGUUCUGAGUUUAACUUUGCAACAGAUCCUGAAGCAGCUUAUAUUGUCCUGAAUCAUUUUGCUUGCCCCAUGUAUAUUGCAACUUGGGAAUAUUGUCUUCGUCAGGCACUUCCUUGGGAGUUUUUUGAGGAGUGGGUAAACCAAGACACCGAGAAAGCUUGCUUCAUGAAGAAGAUAACUGCGCACACUGAAAAAUUUUCUAAAGGCAAGCAAGGUGGUAGAGAGAUGUACUUUGGACCUGGAUUUCUGUCCUGUGAUUCUUUUGCAAUGGCAGCUGCAAUUGAUGAGAGUGUUGUCACAGAACACAUACGAUACGGAGUAAGCGUGGAGUUGCAAGGUUCAGUGACCAGAGGGAUGAUGAUUGUGGAUACACUUAACCUACUGCAAAAAGAAAAUCAAGCUUUUAUUAUGACAAAAUGUGAUGUUGAAAAGGUUAAGCAGCUGAUGAUGUCUGCUCUGAAAUAGUGGGCUCAACAGGGAUAGCAAGAGGAUAGUUGAACACAAAUAUCAGUAGACAUUCUAGAAAGUAUAAAAUGUUGGUCUCUAGUUACCUUACUAUUUGUUAUUAAUUUUCUAGCAUGUUUAUUUCACUUAUUCACUUCCCCCGCCCCUUCCAAUAUUUUCUGAAGGAACACAGCAAGAUUAAAUGAGUCCUAGACAUCUCUUACUUCAGCUGCAAUUUUUUUUUUACUCAGCAUGUAUGAAUGCAGAUGUUGAGUAUUGUAUACUACUGCUCAGAGUGGCAACAAAAAUAAACCUGAUCGAGCGUACCCAAUUUGUACACAUAUGCCCCACCAAGCAUUGUGACUGGAUUCUGACAAGGAACAGAAAAUUGUAUUAAUUUUCUCUACCUUCUCAAAGAGAAUUGUCAUAAAUUUACGAAAACAUAAACUGUCUCAGCCUAGAGAAGAAAUGUGGCAUGCUACCUUUACUAACUGACUCAGUGAGUAGUGAAAAAAGGUGGCAUAACAGCAACCAUAUGACUUGUACUUAAAUAUUUUUGGUAUAGUAAAAUGUCACUUGAUCCUUCACAAAAGCAGAAAACAAAACAAAAACUGACAUUUAGUGAAAGGAAAAUGCAUUAAAGCUUAUUCAAAGAGGUAGGUUUAAGGAGCAAGGUAUCUCAGAUUCUCCAGCAUCAGCAGUUCCUACUAUCUCUGCAGAAGAAGGGUCUCGACCUGAAACAUCAGCUAUCCUGCUCCUCUGAUGCUGCUUGGCCUCCUGUGUUCAUCCAGCUCUCUACCGUGUUAUCUCCUACUAUCUCUGUAACAGCUUUAAGGAGCAUCUUGCUUUCAAAAUAUACUAAAUUUCCAGAAUUAAUGUAUUGCAUUUCAAAUGAAAAUUGCACUUUAAGAAGGUGCAAAUUGUGAUUAUACUCAACAAAACAUACUCUUCAUCUGAUAAAGAAACAUCAGACUCAAAAUGUUUAUUCUGCUUUCUUCCCGAAGAUGCUGCCUGAUCUGCUGAGUUUCAUGAGCAAUUUCUGUUUUUGAUUCAGAUCUCCAGCACCCAUAUUCUUUGUUUUAUUUUAGUGUGACGUUAUAUUUCUGCAUUUACUGUCAAUUAAUGGCAUUGUGAUGUAUUGCAAGCUGUAUUUGAUGAUUUAACUACUCAAGAAGGCACAGAAUUAUAAAUAAUUAUGGACCGUUUUAACUAAUGCUAGGUAAGCUUAAAGUCUUGCAACCCCUCGUUUAAGGUAAAAUCAGAUAGCAUUUGAAAAUAGAUUGUUUAAUGGAAACCAUCAAUAAGAAAUCAUGAAAGCAACUUAUGUUUAAAAGCUUUCUUUUGACAAAUGUCCAAUUCAGUAAAGAGAAUGUGAUUAUAUAAUUGUUUUGCAUAUCUGAUUUAAAUUUUCCCUCAAGAGACAUGUAAACUCAGGAAGAUUGAC
Messenger RNA from Stegostoma tigrinum, 2474 nucleotides. Its product is annotated as nucleoside hydrolase-like. Gene Ontology annotation, molecular function: hydrolase activity, hydrolyzing N-glycosyl compounds. The transcript is spliced from 6 exons. NCBI's taxonomy places the organism in Eukaryota, Metazoa, Chordata, Chondrichthyes, Orectolobiformes, Stegostomatidae. Bases 47 to 1051 code for a protein of 334 amino acids. The record is from RefSeq and is a predicted model, not a curated record.